Messenger RNA from Xiphophorus hellerii (green swordtail), 5173 nucleotides. RefSeq names its product LFNG O-fucosylpeptide 3-beta-N-acetylglucosaminyltransferase (gene lfng). Gene Ontology annotation, cellular component: Golgi membrane. Gene Ontology annotation, molecular function: O-fucosylpeptide 3-beta-N-acetylglucosaminyltransferase activity. Lineage: Eukaryota; Metazoa; Chordata; Actinopteri; Cyprinodontiformes; Poeciliidae. The record is from RefSeq and is a predicted model, not a curated record. Gene Ontology annotation, biological process: pattern specification process. Bases 151 to 1254 code for a protein of 367 amino acids. The transcript is spliced from 8 exons.
UGGAGCCGCUCAUUUGCUAUGAUCUCUAAAGGAGUUUCUAUGUUUUAGUUUGUGUUUUGCUGAGGAGCAACACCAUAUGGACUUGGCAUCAGUUGCAGGUUGCGCCACUUCAUAGUUUUUGUUUUUUGAAGUUGCUUUUAAGUUUUAAUCAUGCUGAAAAAUAAUGGGAAAAAGACAGCGAUCUCAGUAGCCUGCACGGGAUGCCUCUGCCUGCUGCUGCUGCUGCUGGUCGCUGUGCAGCAUCACCGCGUCCAGGUGGCCGAGGAGACGGACGGAGAGGACGCAGUUGCGCGCUCUGCGCCGGAGGACAGCUCACGGCCCGCCCAGGAUAAGAAAGGAUUCUCGACCUACUUCACCAAGCUGGCCCGGGGCCGCAGAGAGGUGGAGAAGCCCGCACGGACCUCAGCCGCCGCCUCGGACCCCCCUCCGGCUGAGGACAUCAGCGCGGCUGAUAUCUUCGUUGCCGUGAAGACAACCAAGAAGUUCCACCAGUCUAGGCUGAACCUGCUGCUGGAGACGUGGAUCUCUAGGAACAUGCAACAGACUUACAUCUUUACAGACGGCGAAGACGAUGAGCUAAAGAAGAAAAUCGGAAGUCACGCAAUCAACACCAACUGCUCUGCCGCUCAUAGUCGGCAAGCUUUGUCCUGCAAGAUGGCGGUAGAAUACGACAAGUUUAUUGAGUCAGGAAAAAAAUGGUUCUGUCACGUAGACGACGAUAACUACGUGAAUGUUCGGACUCUUGUGAAGCACUUGUCUCAGUACCCCCACACCCAGGAUUUGUACAUCGGUAAACCAAGUCUGGACCGGCCGAUAGAGGCCACAGAGAGGCUGGGCGACAACAAAAUGAAACCAGUCAACUUUUGGUUUGCCACGGGAGGAGCUGGCUUCUGUGUGAGCCGGGGUCUGGCACUGAAGAUGAGCCCGUGGGCCAGUGGCGGUCACUUUAUGAACACAGCAGAGAAGAUCCGUCUGCCCGAUGACUGCACCAUCGGCUACAUCAUUGAGUCUGUUCUGGGAGUUCCUCUGACCCGAAGCAGCUUGUUUCACUCCCACCUGGAAAACUUGCAACAGGUGUCCCGAUCUGAGAUUCACAAACAGAUCACUCUCAGUUAUGGGAUGUUUGAAAAUAAAAGCAAUAUCAUCAGCUUGAAAGGGGCUUUUCCUGUAGAGGAGGAUCCAUCAAGGUUCAAAUCUGUGCACUGUCUGCUGUACCCAGACACUCCAUGGUGUCCCCCUCAGGUUGCCUUCUAGGGUGACCGCUCCUUUCUCAUCCUCGUCCCCGUCGCGCCUCGGUAUCUGAAACGCUCACGGGGACCAGUGUUUUUUGCGUAUGAGACCGUGUUGCUGCUGCAUUGACGCCGCAGCAGUGCAUGGUCUGGAAUUGUUUUACUAGGCUGCUGUGCGGCCCGUCUUUGGACUCUUUUCUUCCUCUCUGGGGCCACAACUCCACCCCAUAACGCUGGGGCGGAGGAGUUCGUCUGUCAGAAGGAAGUAGCUUUUGCCAUUUAGCUUUGCAGGCAAUCACUUGUGCUUUUUGUGAUGUAAAUGUUGCUUGUAAAUGCAUCAGAAAUUCUCAUAGAAUGUAUUCUCAUAUAUUCAAGCCUUUUUGCCAGCACUCUAUUUUUUUCUGUUAAAAACUGUAAUGCCACUCAGGUCUGUUUUUGGCUUAGAGAUAUUUUAUAACGUGAACAUUUUUCUUCCUGACAUGUGCAUUCAGUUCUAGUCUAAACGACUCCGGAAAAAUGCUCUGAGAUGAAGAUUUUGCUGUAAUUUUACAUGAACAGUGUUACUUUUCCCACAACCUGAGCUGGCAGUUGGCAGAUUUCCAAAUGCAUUUUUUUCUUUGAGGGACCUAAUCUGAAGUAUGUCAGAACAAAGCACUUUCCACCCCUUAUCUUAGAAAAAGAAAGACUUUUUUAUGAUUAACUGACCAAGUUUAUGUCCUUUUACGACAUACUUUAGAUUUGAUUCCAAAGAGAACAAAAAUAACCCCCUAAGAGUCUAACUUCCCUAUUCAUGUCUAUGUAUUUAAUAACACUCCUUGCAUUAGUUACAAUCAGGGAAAAGCAAUGAGUGGAAGAGAUUGUGUUUCGGGGGGAGGGAGUUACAAUCUGCUUUGAAAAGGUUUUAUGUUGUUUAAGAAUUGCACAGCUGUGUUUCAAAUGACCUGACGUCUGCACCUCACCUCUACAGGCCCACUCACAGCGGAGAAGUACUGGCUAAAACAGCCAAGAAACGGCAACAUCUGCUCGUAUAAUCCACGCUGCAGUCUACUGUGGCUUGCACAGAAAGCAUUAGGAGUUUAUCUGUUAUUGUCAGCACAAUUGGUCCUUAUUUACACACAAAUCCAGCUGGUUAUUGUUGAGGUGAGAGCAGCGUCAGUGUUUCCACAUGGAGGUGUUUUGAUCCCUCUGUGUCCUCUCUCACCCAUAUUGGGUUUCAUCUUUAUGGCGGUAUUGUAUACUGCACCUUUGUUUAAAAGAGUAGCGAUUGUGUAUGCUUAGAAUGUAACGUUCUCAUCGUGGUUUACACCAAUUUUAAAUGACUUGGCCAGGGUUUGUGUUCUUUUUUUGGUAUUGCCUUGAACUGUACUACAUGACUGGUGUUUAUUCUCCAGUAUCUGGAGGGUUUUAGCAGUUCAUUCCCACAUCUGACUUCUCAGGGAUUAUGAGCUGAUCCUGGUAUUAACCGCCAAGGGACCCACGGUGGGACCCGAAAAGUUGAAUAAAAGUGCAUAACCACUGGGAACCUUUUACACAGUUGUCAUGUUGUUACUUUAGUUUCGUCAGAGUUUAUAUAGAAUUGCUUUUUUUUAAAAAUCUAGCUGCAGGAAAGUUUUAUGUAAACAUGGGAGCAAGUUGAUGCAAAACCAGAAGUGGUGUCUCAUACCCAAGGGGAAGCUGUUAAGUAUAAUAUUAAACAAUCUAGUUGAAUUUUAUUUUUCUUCUCGCUUGACAUGUAUUUACUUCUCGGUAUGCAUUUACAGUUGGACUGUUGUUUCUGCCAAAUUUGCAUAAAAAAACACUUUAAGUUAAAGGAACAGUGUGUAAUAAUUACUGACAUCUAGUGAUCAAGUUGAAGAAAGCAGGCAUGCUAACCAUUGCAAAACUCUUAAAAUAAAUUACGUUUAAAUUUAGUAACAGUUAAAACAUAUAUAAUAUUUCUGUGUUUGAAUAUCUGCACAGUUUGUGUAUAAUUUUUGUACCAGUAUAAUUAUAUUUGUUAACACUAUUAGGUCCUCUAAAUGUACAGGCAUAUCUUCAUCAGGCAAUGUUACGGCAUAACACUAGAAUGACAUGAGUUAGUUAGUAUAAAAUAAAAUAUCAUCUACUAAUGGAUAGACUUUGAAUAAAGCCACCCAAAUGAAUCAAAAACCUUAGAAUACAAUAACGUUAAGCUGAAACACAGAGGACAUGGUUUCAUGAUCCUUCAAAUAUAAUUCAAGAUGAACUAUAAAUGUACAAAUAUGGAUCCAAUAUAUCCAUAUCUAUCCAAUAUAAUAGAAAAGGAAGGAAAAACAAAUACAAUUUACUGCACAUCAACAAGAGAAACAUGUUAUAUUAAAAACAUUUUAUAUAAAUUUCUACUAAAAUGCUGUAUUGGCAAUAUACUGUAACUGUAAGAGAAAGUCUCUAAGUUUUCCCACUUAAACUUCUGGGAUAGAUUUAUAUAAACAAUAAUCAUGAUCCAGUGUUCCACAAAAAUGAUUAGAGAUAAACUCCUAAAACAAAUAACUGCUGCAGGAAGCUGGGGGGAUGGCAGGGUCUUUGCCAGAACAGCAACAGUCCAUAAACCUAAACAUCAUUAAACAUGUAUGAAGAACUGUGCAAAUCCCGGAACUAGAUGGCUUUUGCUGGAGAAAUCAGUCAAAAACCCAAACAACAGCAAAGAGACUCUGAGCUGGCUGCAAAGACUGUUUGUUUUGGGAAAUUGUGACACUACAGAGGGCAUUUGUUCACUGGUUUACCGGGUAAGCACAUAGAAGACUUUAACACUAAUAUUUUAAAGCAAUAAUACAAAAAAAAAAGAAAAAAUGAUAAGGUGCUUCACAGGAAAUGGGAGUAGCUGGCCGAUGCACAGCUGAAGAUUCAUCAUCAAAGCAAUGCAUGGGAGACAAAUUACUUGCAGCAAACAUCCUAACCACAAACCAUAAUCACAGCUUUGUCCUUCAGAGAUGUACAGUGGGAAAGAAGCUAAAGCCUUUCAAGUGUUUGCAGCUCAUGUUCAAACAGUUUUUCUAUGUGUUGACUCAUAGAAAGUUUUAAAUGUGAACAAAAACGUUUGCCUCAUCAUUGUAUCAAAUUUGCGAAAGAAAAAAGAAAUCAAGGCAUCUUCUACGGCUUGUUUCAGAGACAAAUGUGUUUUACAAACAGAAGGAAGAGAGAGAUUUGUCCUCUGGCACAGAAACCCUGGGAAACACAGCAUGUGGCUUAGGUAUGACAGUCUUUGGAUGUAAAAACAGUAAUCAGAUAAAAAACAGUGUGAUAUUUGCUUACAAAAGAGAAGAGUUUUUAUAUAAACAACAAAACAUGCAUGUCUUGGUCUAAUCUACCUCUAAUCUUUAUAAUCUCCCAUUCUAAACAACAUUUUAUAUAGUUUUAUUCAUCUUAAGUUGCUAUAAAACAAAGAAAUAAGAUAUGUGAUAGCUUUGGACCGAUUGGUGAUCCCUUGACAUCAAUAAUCUGUCAAACACACAAACAUCUGCGAGCAGCUUUGAAUGCAUAACAGCCGUUACAUGAUUAUUGUCCUUUGGUGGUUUUCCACUGUUUAUCUUCCCUGCAGUGUUGUUUGCUAUUGCAAUUAAGGCUGUUUCCAUACCAGCUGCGAAGUAAUCCAGCCUGACUGAGCUUUUAAGCACAAGCUAUUAGCAUUUUCAGUUUGUACACCGAGCUCAGGCCACGUUUUUUUCUCAUCACGGCUUGGACAGAAGACUGAGAGAGAGGAGCCACUCACUGGAAAUGAUUUAUGAUUGGCUAAUUUGUGCCCCUUAUGCAGUGGAUCUCAAAGAUAUACACACACGCAUGUGAAAUUGCUGUUUAUGUUGCGCAAAAGGGGAUAAUUUUGAAAUGCUUUGUUUAUUUUGUAAAAACGUUUGCUGAUCUUGACCUGUGAAAGUUGUACUUACUUACCUGUGAAUCUGCACCUAAUAAACUGAUUAGAAUUUAAGAGU